AUGGAGUUCGUCGAGAACUUUACCAAGGUAGCUGCCAGACGCCAACCGACCUUCAACACGCCGUACAUACGCACUUCAGACACGAACAACGAUACUAAGUUUCGUUAUCAUACUGGGCGGAUCACAAACGAACACACGAACGGCACUCUGUGGCAGGCCCUGUCAGGAACACUUUCCGCAACGGGGUGCUCAGCCUUUCCUCUUGUCGUAGAAUCACGCGUAGAUUGUCAGGGGCGCUUAUGCGCUGCCCAAGCGAUGAGAAGGCUCACUCGGGAACCCGAUAAGAUCAAUGGGAACUAUGAGUCGGCUUCGACAUGGUUUGGUACGAUUUGUGCGAGUAUGCCUGGUGCAGAUAUCGGAAUGCUGCAAGACAACAGUACCUCCAGCGAGCUUGUUGAUCAAUUGUUGAUGGGUCCUGAUCUGAGUACUUUCCAGUGGGAUCGGAUGCCAGGUGGAGAACGCUGGAUCUGGUUUGCCGUCGGUACGAUUGCCAUCUCUUUGUUUCUGUUCGCGGCGGCGGUCGCAUCUCUGGUGUUAGGCAUCUUCACCAAAGCUCCAGACACGCUUGGCUUCGCAUCGACGUCCGCUCGCGAUAAUCUGUAUGCUAAGCUGGCAUCAUCCUGCGUUAGUGAGAACAGGAUGUGCCAGAUUGCUGUCAUCCUCUUCCGUUCUAGGUUCGAGGGGGGACAGGGCAUUCGCACCACCGACAAGCCAGAUGAUGAAGGUACACAUCGCAGCAUUAGCAGUCUUGAUUUUGUACACCUAAUACCGGCUGCUUGUGAGUGGAUCAAGAUUGCCGGCCAUGAUCUCGUUCUGCUUUUGAAUGUCUAUUGGAAUGAUUUCCCGAGCAGGAUUGGCGCAGGUGGUAGCGUGUUUGCUGAAUCGAAGUUUGGGAAGCGAGCAGCGACGGGAUUUACGCCGUGGAGGUGGAUGUAUUGGCUGAAGAGUCUGUAUGAGAUUCAGGAUGAGGCGAAGGAAGCCCCUCUGUAGGGCCGAACAUUUCAUAGCUUGGCCGUUGUAGGAAUAUGAUGACUGAGUUCAUCCUCGUCAGUCUGCGUUCAUGCCUGUACUUGAGAUCCGCGUUGCCAUACAUGUAGGUGACUGCUCAUCGUGUGACAUCGUCGCAACCAUCGAACAGUCCCUACGUCUAGGGCUUGACGGUUCUCCUGCCAGACAAUCGGGUGUUGUUUUUCCUCGUGGCUCGACUUCCUGCGCCCAUGCCCGCAUAUGAUACAAGAAAGCAGGUGGAACGUGAAGCCAAU
This is a messenger RNA of Macroventuria anomochaeta, 1262 nucleotides long. RefSeq lists its product as uncharacterized. The record is from RefSeq and is a predicted model, not a curated record. Lineage: Eukaryota; Fungi; Ascomycota; Dothideomycetes; Pleosporales; Didymellaceae. The coding region runs from base 1 to 990 and encodes 329 amino acids. The transcript has 3 exons.